Chinchilla lanigera (long-tailed chinchilla) is the source of this 964-nucleotide messenger RNA. Its product is annotated as olfactory receptor 4M1. The record is from RefSeq and is a predicted model, not a curated record. Gene Ontology annotation, biological process: G protein-coupled receptor signaling pathway. Gene Ontology annotation, molecular function: G protein-coupled receptor activity; olfactory receptor activity. The coding region runs from base 23 to 964 and encodes 313 amino acids. The transcript has a single exon. Lineage: Eukaryota; Metazoa; Chordata; Mammalia; Rodentia; Chinchillidae. Gene Ontology annotation, cellular component: membrane.
AUGAAAAAUUUUAAUUGAAGAAAUGGAACCUGGAAAUUAUACAAGGGUGACAGAAUUUAUCCUCACUGGCCUAUCACAGACUCGGGAGGUGCAACUAGUCCUAUUUGUUAUAUUUCUAUCCUUCUAUCUGGUCAUUCUGCCAGGGAAUAUCCUUAUCAUUUGUACCAUCAGGCUUGAUGCCCAUCUCACUUCUCCCAUGUAUUUCCUGUUGGCUAACCUGGCCUUUCUUGAUAUUUGGUACUCCUCCAUUACAGCCCCCAAAAUGCUUGUGGACUUCUUUGUGGAAAGAAAGACGAUUUCCUUCGGUGGGUGCAUUGCACAGCUCUUCUUUUUGCACUUCGUUGGGGCCUCAGAGAUGUUCCUGCUCACAGUGAUGGCAUUUGACCGCUAUGCUGCUAUCUGCCGCCCCCUCCACUAUGCUACCAUCAUGAAUCGACGUCUCUGCUGUGUCCUGGUGGCUCUCUCCUGGGUAGGGGGCUUCAUUCAUUCCAUAAUACAGGUGGCUCUCAUUGUUCCACUGCCUUUCUGUGGACCUAAUGAAUUAGACAGUUACUUCUGUGACAUCACACAAGUUGUUCGGAUUGCUUGUGCGAACACAUUCCUAGAGGAGUUAGUGAUGAUCUUCAGCAGCGGCCUGAUCUCUGUGGUGUGUUUCAUUGCUCUGUUAAUGUCCUAUGCUUUCCUCCUAGUCAUGCUCAAGAAACAUUCAGGCUUAGGUGAGAGUACCAAGAAGGCCACAUCCACCUGCUACUCCCACAUCACCAUAGUGGUGCUAAUGUUUGGGCCAUCCAUCUACAUUUAUGCUCGCCCGUUUGACUCUUUUUCUCUAGAUAAAGUGAUAUCUGUGUUUCACACCGUGAUAUUCCCUUUGCUUAAUCCAAUCAUCUACACAUUGCGAAACAAGGAAGUAAAGACAGCCAUGAGGAAGUUGAUAAACAGAUAUAUAUUAUGUAAAGAGAAGUGA